Papaver somniferum (opium poppy) is the source of this 420-nucleotide messenger RNA. Its product is annotated as MLP-like protein 423. The coding region runs from base 1 to 420 and encodes 139 amino acids. The record is from RefSeq and is a predicted model, not a curated record. The transcript is spliced from 3 exons. Gene Ontology annotation, biological process: defense response. NCBI's taxonomy places the organism in Eukaryota, Viridiplantae, Streptophyta, Magnoliopsida, Ranunculales, Papaveraceae.
AUGAUACUUAGCAAGAAGCUCGAUAGUAAGAUUGAGCUGACCAAGGUACUUCCUCGAACCCACAAGAGUGUCCAAAUUCUUGCUGGAGACGGGAAGAGUGUGGGUACUGUUAGGCUCUGGAAUUUUGUUUCAGGGACUACUAAUGCUCGUAGGAAAACAACGGAGAAGAUCGUAUCUAUGGACGAUGAAAGCAGGACACUUAUUUUCAGUCUCAUUGGUGGCGAAGCCAUGCAGUUGUAUAAAACCAUUCAGUACACAAUGAGUGCUGCUCCAAUCAAGGGUAAUGAGCAAAGCUGCUUAGUGAAAUGGACCCUAGACUAUGAGAAACAAAAUGAUGAUGUCCCUCCUCCAAAUCACUUAGUGGAGUUCGCAACUUACAUUAUUGAAGGCAUUGCUAGUCACCUUCUCAAAAAGGCUUAG